UGAUUUCAUAAUAUUAUAUUCCGCUGAAACUUGAAAUAAAACUCCUAUACUUUAAGAGAAUAUCUAACUAUAAUGGUACUACUAAGAUUCACAAAGACAAAAACAUUUUGUAAAAACUGUUAGACUAGUUGUCAGGGUUUGUUUUGAUGUGCGUGGUAGGUUAGUUACCGAAGGAUGAAAGUCGACCGGUAUAUAAGCCCCCGCGCGAGCGGCGAGAAGCUUAUUUCGAGCCAGCCGACGAUGUCGGAGGUCGCGGACGGCUCGCCACUUGACGACAACAGUUUGGUCGAUAUGGACGCUUGCUAUGAAACCUUCGACAAGGAUGGAGACGGCAAACUGAAUCUCCAGGAGUUCCGCGUGAUCUGUAAAGCUCUCUUCCGAAAUGACAAGGGCCACAUCUAUCCACUCUCUGAGGAAAGGGCUCGGCAUAUCUUCCAGGUGUUCGACAAAAAUAGCGACGGGUUCAUUGACAAAGAGGAGUUUACGUUCUGCUGGAACCAUUGGAUCAAAGUGAUCGUGCGGCCGGUGAGCGCGUUUCUCGUGGUAGACGUACAGAAUGAUUUCAUCUCGGGGACGCUCAACAUCAGCAAGUGCAACGCACAGCAAGACGGUAGCGAGGUUGUAGAACCCAUAAACAGACUUCUGGAGACCAUUCCGUUCGACUGCGUGUUUUACUCCUUGGACUGGCAUCCGCCAGAUCACGUCUCCUUCAUUGAUAACGUCCAUCUACGAGAGCUCCACGUUUCUAGCCCUGUAUCAGCAGACAAAGCCGCGGCUCACGACACAGUGGUGUUCGCGGGGCCGCCGCCGAUGCGGCAGAAGCUGUGGCCGCGACACUGCGUCCAAGAUACAUGGGGUGCCGAACUGCAUCCUGAUCUGAAGGUGGUAGACGGAGCGGUGAAAGUAUACAAAGGCACGAACCCGGAGGUGGAUUCCUACUCCGUGUUCUGGGACAACAAGAAAUUGAGCGACACCACUCUGUCGCACGAAUUGCGAGCUCGUGGCGCUACAGACAUCUACAUCUGCGGGCUCGCCUAUGACGUGUGUGUCGGUGCGACAAUCGCAGACGCUCUCGCGAUUGGUUACCGCGCUAUCCUGAUAGACGACGCGUCCCGCGGCGUUGACCUCUCCGACAUCGAGAAAACUAAGAACACCAUCAUUAAUAAUAACGGCGUCAUCGUCAAUUCAGACCAGGUGGCAGCGAUGGUGGACGGUCGCGACCGGCGGCCCGAGCUCGGCUACAAGCUCGCCAUGGAGCUAAAGUCGGCGCUGCACGACCAGCCGCAACAAUGAACCACGCGCACCGCACAGACUCCACAAGUCCACACUGACCACACUACCACACCUAGUACACUUAUACUGCCCUAUUAUUUUUUAGGUUAUGUUUUGUCUGUUUAUUUUGCACUCUUUUGUUAUAGAAUAAAAUGCGUGCUUAGUGGUACUUAAACAUAACAUUAAUUGUCGCUUUAAAGCAGAUUCGAUCGUAAGUUCGAAUCGGAGAUCGAAUGUAGGUUCAGUAAAACAAAUCUGUAAAGAAACGAUUUGUACUUUUAGGUAUUAAAAAAAACGUAAACAUAAAAUUUGAAAAUUUUCAGGUAGUUUGUUGUUGUACAUUUGUUGGUUAACCAACUAAGUACAAAAUCAAGCGGAUCUGUCACUGAGCGGCCUGUUUUUAACGUCCUUAUUUGGUCGUGUAAUCUUUUCAUUUACCCUCGACUGGUUGGAGGAGUCUUUCGAGAGUAAACUGUGUUUACAUUUAUUUAUAUGCCUAAAGAUACAGACUAUAGUUAACACAAUAUUGGUGCAGAACUUUACCGACUUCUAGCCAGAACUUAUACAAAUAGUAAAAUAUUUUUACUAUAUUAUGUUCCUAUACGCAAAAUCCAGUAAUCUCAGUUUAGUACAUGACUAACUUAUUUAUUUUAUUGCUUAAGCUAUGCUCUAAUUUAUUUGUUUUUUCUAUGUUUUGUCCUUUUUUCGGUAAUGCGGUUUUAUUAUUAUUGUUUUGUUUAACAUAGUCAUAAUAAUUUUAUGAACAAGAAUUUAGAAUAAAUAUGGUAUAGGUAGGUACUUAAAACUUUAUGGUUGUAACACUUAUUUCCCUACAUUGUUUUUUUAUUUAUAUUGUGUUUACUUCUGUAGUUUUUUAAC
Messenger RNA from Leguminivora glycinivorella, 2151 nucleotides. RefSeq lists its product as uncharacterized. Bases 175 to 1293 code for a protein of 372 amino acids. Lineage: Eukaryota; Metazoa; Arthropoda; Insecta; Lepidoptera; Tortricidae. The transcript is spliced from 8 exons. The record is from RefSeq and is a predicted model, not a curated record. Gene Ontology annotation, molecular function: calcium ion binding.